Molecule: messenger RNA, 1395 nt
Organism: Lactuca sativa (garden lettuce)
Lineage: Eukaryota; Viridiplantae; Streptophyta; Magnoliopsida; Asterales; Asteraceae
Product: pectate lyase
Molecular function (GO): pectate lyase activity
Source: RefSeq, a predicted model, not a curated record
AUGAGAAAAUAUUAUUUCUUACUUUGUAUUACCCAAGCCUUAGUUUUUUUGGUGCCGGUUAUAUUAGCUCGGACAUCCACCUUCGCAACCACACCCAACAAUGCAGAUUUAGAAGAGAAUACAGCUAAAAUCCCUGCGAAGAUCCUUACAGCAAAGAUCGCCAAUCAAACCGAAGGAUCUUUACCCGGAUCAAAUUCAACAAGGAGGGACCUGCAUGCUUGUCAAGCAGCAAACCCAAUAGACAAGUGCUGGAGGUGCAAACCCGAUUGGGCAGAAAAUCGUCAAGCAUUAGCAGAUUGCGCCCUUGGUUUUGCAAAAGGAACAACAGGUGGCAAAGGUGGUGAAAUCUAUGAGGUGACUGAUCCUUCGGAUGACGCUUGUGACAAACCAAAGGAAGGGACACUUCGUUUUGGAGUUACGAGAGACAAACCUUUAUGGAUCAUCUUCACCAAAGAUAUGGUGAUCACGCUGAAACAUGAGCUCGUGAUAUGUAAUGACAAGACAAUUGAUGGUAGGGGUGCCUCUGUCGAGAUUGCUAAUGGUGCAGGUCUUACAAUUGGGAAUGUCAAGAAUGUCAUUAUUCAUGGAAUCCAUAUCCACCAUAUAAAAGUAACGGAAGGUGGUGUGAUUAGUGAUUCAGAGACACAUUCUGGGCAAGAGCAAAAAAACGAUGGUGAUGGUAUCUAUAUUUAUGGUUCUUCCAAGAUAUGGAUCGACCAUGUGACACUCAAUGAUGGCCCGGAUGGACUUAUAGAUGUCACAAACGCCGCCACUUGUGUAACCAUUUCCAACUGCAAAUUCACCAGUCAUAACAAAGUCAUGUUGCUAGGGGCAGAUAUAACACAUACUCAAGACAAAAAUAUGCAAGUCACUGUCGCAUACAAUAAGUUUGGAGAAGGAUGUAUCCAAAGACUACCUAGGUGUCGAUAUGGUUUUUUCCAGGUAGUUAACAAUGACUAUAACAAAUGGCAAAUGUAUGCUAUUGGUGGGAGUAGUGACCCUACUAUCUUGAGCCAAGGCAACCGUUUUUUGGCUCCUGAUGUGGCUAAAUCGAAACAGGUGACACAAAGGCAUGAUGCCCCUGAGGAAGAGUGGAAGAACUGGAAAUGGAAAUCGCAAAAUGACACUUUCCUAAAUGGAGCCUUUUUCGUACCAUCAGGUGGUGAGUGGGAACCAACCCCUGAACAGAGCGCCGGUCUGAUUCCACCUUGCCCUGAACCUGUUGAGGCACUCACUUGUGAUGCUGGCAAACUCACAUGCACGCCUGGCCAGCCUUGUUAAGCAUCUAAAAAGAAAAAGAAAAAAAAACAUAUUAAUGUUCUGACUUUUGAAGGUCGAACAAAGGAAUGACGCUCGUGAUGAAGAGUGGAAGCAUUCAUAUUAAUCGGGAAAUGA